AUGAAUUUACAUAAACGUUUUUUAAGCGACAAUUACUUAAUUGCCUCAAGUAGUACCGACACUUGAUGGCCUUCUGUCGAAAAGUCUCCUCAGCUCCCAAAUCUCAGGAUCAGAAAAAAGAAAAAACAUCCAAAAUCUGUCAGAGAUAUCAGCAGUGAAGAAGGAAUGAUUAAAUUGCAAUCUCAGCUCCAAGAGCUCGAAGCUCUUCAAUCUGAAAACAACGAAGAAGACCUACUAUCUGAUGAUAAGUCCAAAACCUCAACAAGGCCUAUAACAAUGCAAAGCUCUCCAAUGCUGCUUAAAACGUACACUGGAGAAUUCAUCAACCAAAAACGUAACAUUGAAAGCGAGCUUAGAAAAAUGCAUCAUCAUAUAGAAGAAAACUUAAAAGUAACUAAAUCAUCUACGGGACGCAGAAGAAGGCACAAAUAUAAUGUAUCUAUGCCUGUGUUAGAAUAUGACAGUACAAUGAUGCCGACCGAUUUAAUUAUCAUGGCACAAGUCAGACGUGGGCUUAUGAAUGAAGUUAAAAACAAAAGUAUCAGCAAUUUGACAUUUGAAAAAAUAGAAGAAAUCAAGAGGAAUUAUAUACCUGAACAGCUGAAAAAUUUAGAAAACAUUAAAGAGAAUUUACAAAAGCAAAAGCAAAAAAAGGAGCUUUUAAGUAGGAAUCCACUUUCAAAUGCUUCUUAUAGCCCGAUCCUUGCUUUGGAUAGGGCUUGACUGACAUCGGGAGACGUCAGAUGACGACUUGGCUAGCCAAAAUUUUCUGGAAAAGUCAAAUCCCAGAUGGCAAAUCUCCAUAACGAGAGGAUUUGCCAUCUGGGGAGUUGACUUUGCCAGCAAAAGUUGACUCGUCAACUCGCCAUCUGACGUCUCCCGAUGUCAGCCAAACCCGAUCCAAAGCACGGAUUGGGCUAUAUCAUAUACUAGCAUUUGAUAAAAAAUCCAAAAAAAAUUUAAGGAAAAGCUUAAUAGAAACACUACCAGAUGCUUCAAGAUUUCAAGCCCACAGCAAAAUCCAGCCUAAAACCUUGAAGUAUUAA
Messenger RNA from Blepharisma stoltei, 1046 nucleotides. NCBI's taxonomy places the organism in Eukaryota, Ciliophora, Heterotrichea, Heterotrichida, Blepharismidae. The record is from the annotation of a GenBank genome assembly.